AUGUUAGCAUUUUUUUGUCCUCUUCAUCUCCUUUUUUUUUCUUCUUUUGCUUGUUUUUCUUUUUUCUUUUUUUCUUUUUCUUGUUCUUUAGCCUACAAUUGCAGGAAUUAUAUCAAAACUGAAAAACAUUUUUUACUCUCUCUCUCUCUCUCUCUCUCUCUCUGUGUCUCUCUUUCUAUCUCUAUCUCUCUAUCUCUCUUUCUAUCACUGUCUCUAUCUCUAUCUCUCUUUCUAUCUCUCUCUACCUCUCUCACCCCUGAAAGGUUUUUGAUUAGCAGAAAACGUUCUUUCUCAUUCCUUCUGUUCAUUAUCUCUUCUUCUUCUUCUUUUUCUUUUUCUUUUUCUUCUUCUUCUACUACUACUCUCUUCAAUUCUUUUUUCCUUUUCUACAUAUGUUAUUUCUAUCUCCUUUUUUUCUCUCUUUUCUUCUACUCGCUAUCCCUUCUUUUUUUCUUUCUACUUAUAUCCUUUCCCUCUUUUUUCUGUUCUUCAUUUUCCUUUCUCUCUUCUGAUUUUUCUCUCGCCUUCUUCUUUUUACUCUCUCCUUCUCCUCCUCCUUUUUCUCUCGUCUUCUGUUCUUUCUCCGUUAUGUUGUCCUUGCUCUCCUCCUCUUAUUUUUCUUCUCGCUCUCUUCCUCAUCUUUUUUUUCUUCUUUCACUGCCCUCCUUCUAUUCUUUCUCUAUUCUUUCCAUCUUUCUCUGUUCUUUUUCUCUUCUUCUUUCUCUUUUCUACUUUUCUUGUUUCUCGCUUCUUCUAUUGUUUUUCUUUCUUUUCUCGUCCUACUCCUCCUUAAUUCUCUCCUCUUUUUCGUUCUCUUUACUUUUCUUCCUUCUCUCCUUCCCUGUUCUUUUUCUCAUCCGUUCUUUCCCUUUUCUAUUGGUUUUCUUCUGUUUCUUGUCUUUCUCUUCUUCCACUUCCUCUUCUUCUUUCUCUUCUACUUCUAUUCUUAACUCUUCUUCUGUUCUUUUUCUCUUUUUCUAUAUCACUUCUAGUUUUGUUCUUUCUCUCUUCUUCUUCUUCUUCUUCUUCUUCUUCUUCUUUCUCACUUCUAAGUCUGUUCUUUCUCUCUUCUCAUUCUCUCUUUUUCUCAUCGUCUUCUUCCCGUCUACUUCUGUUCAUUGUCUCUUUUCCCCUUCUUCUUCUUCUUCUUCUUCUUCUUCUUUAUCUCUUCUAUGUCUUUCUUACUUCUUUCUCUUUUAUACUGUCUCUCUUCGUCUUUUUUUCACUCUUCUACUUCUUUCUUGCAUCUUCUUUUCUUUCUCUCUUCUCAACUUUCUAUCUUCUUUCUCUCUUCUAUUUUUUCUUUUUCCCUUCUUUUUUAUUCUCAUUCUCUUCAUUCUCUCUUAUUUUCUUCUUUCUUUCUUCAACUUCUCUUCUUUAUCUCGUCUUGAGGAAUAUGCAUUCGAUUAA
Molecule: messenger RNA, 1410 nt
Organism: Acanthosepion pharaonis
Lineage: Eukaryota; Metazoa; Mollusca; Cephalopoda; Sepiida; Sepiidae
Source: the annotation of a GenBank genome assembly